AUGGCCAACUUUAUUCAUUUUUGGCUCUCUUUUAGCCUUUUGAUCACCCUAUCGCUUCAGCAAAACGCUCCCCUGGUAUUCCGCGAUUCCGAAUCGCCCGAAAUAGCUGGGAAACGGCUCCUAGAAGGAUUCCUUCUAUUGGACUGCUUCCCAAGAAGGACGGCCGCUUUCGCCGAGUUUGCCGUUGAGACCGAUGAUGACACAAGCGUGGUAUCAAUGGAGCGAUUCAGGUAUUUACUAAAGUCAAUCCAUUGUACCAAUACUAGUUUAGCUGUCAAUUUCAAAAACCAAAAGUCGUUCGAAUACACCAAGCGUGCAUGGAAAUGGGUCAAUGAGAUUGAACGAAACACCCUUAUUGUGGUCGCCGGCACUGGCCAGUGUGGAUGGAAUACACAUAGAGUGCCAUUUGCUGUUUCGAAAAUUGAGUUUGAUGACCACACCAAGACUGCAAAGUUGCAGGCUCGACGAUCAGAAUGGAAAGAUGUUUUCCACUCCUUUGAGCUUUCUGUGGGUAGAGUGGCCAACAAAGUAGCCCACGAUACAUGUGAGGCGCCGCAGCACACAAAAAGAAAAGAGCACGAGAAAACCUUGUCCAUGAGUUUUGAUCAUCCGUGGAAUCUUCCUAAGAAGGACUUUUCUACUCCCGAAGAUUCCUUCUCUUUAAUACUGUCGUGCGAUCAGUGUGGCACAAAAGGAAGCUUCGAACUUGGUUUCUACCUCAGGAACGAGAAACAUAUACCCAAGGCCGCAACGUUCACGCUUACACCUCACGGCGUGUCUGCAAGAAUAGGGCCCAAAUUGACAUUAAGUGGAGACUUCACCGAAGAGUACUCUCAGCAGUUCGACCUUGCGAAGAUACCAAUAUACGGGUAUUCAAUCCCUGGUGUCUUAGAUCUAGGCCCGGAAAUUGUCUUUAGCCUUGGCUUCAGCGUUGGUCCGGUCUCUGGUUCUGCGUCUGUUUCCUCGGGGAUAAACAUCAGCCUUCUGGACUCUGCAGAGCUCAAAAUUGACCUUCUCUCACCUCAUGUAGUGCACUCAGGGUGGACUCCCCAGGUUCGUACAGAACCGGUAAAGGUAGAUGCUCAAAUCGAAGCCGGCGUUAAUAUUCAUGCCAAAGCUGCAAUCCAACUAGCCGCAGAGGCUCUUGGCCAUGGAUUUGCCGCAGGAGUCAACUUAAAGCCUGUCCUGGGGGCCACAUUAUCUCUCUCUGAGUCAACCGCUGGAGUCUGUGCGAAUGAUGAAAAACAUCAUCUUUUCGGUGUCAGUGUGGCUCCCUCGGCCGGAGUUAGUCUUAACGCGGAGAUAACGAGAGCCAGUGACAAGGGGAACCCUUUGGCAAAGCUCACAAUUGCUGAUCUUAAAGAGGCCAUACCAAAGGCGUGUGUUGGCUUCGGUCCAGUUGUUGCAAAUAGCAGCCUACCAGCCAAACGAGAUUCAAGUGGGAAGGCGAGCAGCCAAGCCGAUGCUGAUUCCUUAUCUACUGCCUCUUCCCCCCAUGUUCAUCACAGACAUCACAGGAGACAUCAUCACGGUAGAAGGCAUUAG
This is a messenger RNA of Aspergillus bombycis, 1545 nucleotides long. RefSeq lists its product as uncharacterized. The coding region runs from base 1 to 1545 and encodes 514 amino acids. Lineage: Eukaryota; Fungi; Ascomycota; Eurotiomycetes; Eurotiales; Aspergillaceae. The record is from RefSeq and is a predicted model, not a curated record. The transcript has 6 exons.